Messenger RNA from Pan troglodytes (chimpanzee), 3592 nucleotides. It is a transcript of the gene INTS7, whose product is annotated as integrator complex subunit 7. Gene Ontology annotation, cellular component: integrator complex. NCBI's taxonomy places the organism in Eukaryota, Metazoa, Chordata, Mammalia, Primates, Hominidae. The transcript is spliced from 22 exons. The coding region runs from base 595 to 3111 and encodes 838 amino acids. The record is from RefSeq and is a predicted model, not a curated record. Gene Ontology annotation, biological process: snRNA 3'-end processing.
GCGCGGAAGAAAAACCAGCAAGAAGGCGGCGGGGGAAGAUGGCGGUCCUGGGAUGCCGGCUAUGGCGAACAGGAACUGGAUGCCAACUCUGCCCUUAUGGAAUUGGACAAAGACGCUGUCACCUCACCUGUAUUCCAACAUACCUGAAUUCUCAGACCAUCAAAAAAGUUUGUCAAGAAAGACCACAGAUUGCUUUUACAUUAUCGAUAUGGCUCAGAUGUCGUUGGUGUUUCAGUAAACAAAUAUGAGGCCUUUGGGGAAGUAUCUUCAUAGGCCCUCCUCAAGAGAAAGGCCUCAGCAGCCAGAUUUGUUCCAGGCCUGAGAUCUGGCAAACUUGGUGAACAGUGUGAAGCAGUUGUUCGCUUUCCCAGACUUUUUCAGAAGUAUCCAUUCCCUAUUCUUAUCAAUUCUGCAUUCCUAAAGUUAGCUGAUGUUUUCAGAGUUGGAAAUAAUUUCCUGAGGCUAUGUGUUCUUAAAGUUACCCAACAAAGUGAGAAACAUUUGGAGAAGAUUCUAAAUGUGGAUGAAUUUGUGAAGAGAAUUUUUUCUGUGAUUCAUAGUAAUGAUCCUGUGGCAAGAGCCAUCACCCUCCGGAUGUUGGGAAGUCUGGCAUCAAUAAUUCCUGAGAGGAAGAAUGCUCAUCAUAGUAUUCGUCAGAGUUUAGAUUCACAUGAUAAUGUAGAAGUUGAAGCUGCUGUUUUUGCUGCUGCAAACUUCUCUGCACAGUCAAAGGAUUUUGCUGUAGGAAUCUGUAACAAAAUCAGUGAAAUGAUUCAAGGUUUAGCAACACCAGUAGACUUGAAGCUAAAAUUGAUACCCAUUCUACAGCACAUGCACCAUGAUGCAAUCUUGGCUUCCAGUGCUCGUCAGCUUUUACAACAGCUGGUCACAUCCUAUCCGUCCACCAAAAUGGUGAUUGUGUCUUUGCACACUUUCACUCUGCUUGCAGCUUCAUCUUUGGUUGAUACACCUAAGCAGAUUCAGCUUCUGUUGCAGUAUUUGAAGAAUGAUCCCAGGAAGGCAGUAAAGAGACUUGCUAUUCAAGAUCUGAAAUUACUUGCUAAUAAAACACCACAUACUUGGAGUAGGGAGAAUAUUCAGGCACUUUGUGAGUGUGCCCUCCAGACUCCUUAUGACAGCUUAAAACUAGGGAUGUUGUCUGUCCUUUCCACACUAUCAGGGACCAUCGCCAUCAAACAUUACUUCAGUAUAGUUCCAGGAAAUGUGAGUUCUUCUCCCAGAUCUUCUGAUUUAGUCAAAUUAGCCCAAGAGUGCUGUUACCAUAAUAACAGGGGCAUUGCAGCUCAUGGAGUUAGAGUCCUAACUAAUAUAACUGUUUCUUGUCAAGAAAAGGAUCUUUUGGCACUGGAACAAGAUGCUGUCUUUGGCCUGGAAUCCCUACUGGUACUUUGUAGUCAAGAUGAUAGUCCAGGUGCUCAGGCCACUUUAAAGAUUGCUCUAAACUGUAUGGUGAAGUUGGCCAAGGGCAGGCCCCAUCUUAGCCAGUCAGUGGUUGAGACCUUGUUGACUCAAUUGCACAGUGCUCAAGACGCUGCCCGGAUUUUGAUGUGCCAUUGCCUGGCAGCCAUUGCCAUGCAACUGCCAGUGCUGGGUGAUGGGAUGCUUGGUGACCUCAUGGAGCUGUACAAGGUGAUUGGACGAUCAGCCACAGACAAGCAGCAAGAACUUCUGGUGAGUUUGGCUACUGUGAUUUUUGUUGCAAGUCAGAAGGCAUUGUCUGUGGAAAGUAAGGCAGUAAUUAAGCAGCAGCUUGAAAGUGUCUCCAAUGGAUGGACUGUAUACCGUAUUGCCAGACAGGCUUCCAGAAUGGGUAAUCAUGACAUGGCCAAAGAGCUUUAUCAGAGUUUGCUGACUCAGGUUGCCUCAGAACACUUCUACUUCUGGCUAAAUAGUUUGAAGGAGUUUUCACAUGCAGAACAGUGUCUCACUGGGUUGCAAGAGGAAAAUUAUAGUUCAGCACUUUCUUGCAUUGCUGAAUCUUUAAAAUUCUAUCACAAAGGGAUUGCUUCCUUAACAGCAGCUAGUACACCACUGAAUCCUUUAAGCUUUCAGUGUGAAUUUGUAAAACUCAGGAUUGACCUUUUACAAGCCUUCUCUCAACUUAUCUGUACUUGUAAUAGCCUGAAGACAAGCCCACCACCUGCAAUUGCCACAACAAUUGCCAUGACCUUAGGAAAUGACCUCCAGAGGUGUGGUCGCAUCUCCAAUCAGAUGAAACAGUCCAUGGAAGAAUUUCGAAGCCUUGCUUCUCGAUAUGGAGAUCUUUACCAGGCAUCUUUUGAUGCUGACUCAGCAACUUUGAGGAAUGUUGAACUACAGCAGCAGAGCUGUUUACUGAUAUCUCAUGCAAUAGAAGCCCUGAUUUUGGAUCCAGAAUCAGCAAGUUUCCAGGAAUAUGGAUCUACUGGAACAGCCCAUGCUGAUAGUGAAUAUGAAAGAAGAAUGAUGUCUGUAUAUAAUCAUGUCUUGGAGGAGGUAGAAUCACUCAAUCGGAAAUAUACCCCCGUUUCUUAUAUGCAUACAGCAUGCCUCUGCAAUGCCAUCAUUGCUUUGCUGAAAGUUCCCCUUUCUUUCCAGAGAUAUUUUUUCCAGAAACUACAGUCUACCAGCAUCAAGCUUGCUCUGUCACCAUCGCCCCGGAAUCCUGCAGAGCCCAUUGCUGUCCAGAAUAACCAGCAGCUGGCGCUAAAGGUAGAGGGAGUGGUUCAGCACGGAUCUAAACCAGGACUCUUUCGCAAAAUUCAGUCUGUCUGUCUGAAUGUUUCUUCCACACUGCAGAGUAAAUCUGGACAAGACUACAAGAUACCCAUUGACAACAUGACCAAUGAGAUGGAGCAAAGGGUUGAACCUCAUAAUGAUUACUUCAGUACUCAAUUUCUGUUGAACUUUGCUAUCCUUGGAACACACAACAUUACAGUGGAAUCUUCUGUGAAAGAUGCCAAUGGUAUAGUAUGGAAGACUGGUCCCAGAACUACCAUAUUUGUAAAAUCCCUGGAAGACCCUUAUUCCCAGCAAAUUCGCUUACAACAGCAGCAAGCCCAGCAGCCAUUACAGCAGCAGCAGCAACGCAAUGCCUACACACGGUUUUAACCAUGGAAUGAAUGCACUGCAGACUCUCAAGAGAUCAAUCAAAUUGCCAGAAACAGUUUGCUUUUUCAUAUGGAAUAAGUAUUAAAGUUACAGUGUAGUUCAUUUAUUCAUUGAUUUUUGUAAUGUAAUAUUCUGGAAAAAAUUUCGUUUUCUUAAAAAUUUUGUCUGACAGCUGGGUGUGGUUGCUCACGCCUGUAAUCCCAGCACUUUGGGAGGCUGAGGUGGGCGGCUCACGAGGAGAUCAAGACCAUCCUGGCUAACACAGUGAAACCCCAUCUCCACUAAAAAAUACAAAAAAAUUAGCCGAGCGUGGUGGCAGGCGCCUGUAGUCCCAGCUACUUGGGAGGCUGAGGCAGGAGAAUGGUGUGAACCUGGGAGGCGGAGCUUGCAGUGAGCCGAGAUCACGCCACUGCGCUCCAGCCUGGGUGACAGAGCGAGACUCCGUCUCAAAAAAAAAAAUAAAUACAUUUUGUCUGAAAAA